AUCGCGGCAGCGCUUACGGCGCCUGGCCGAGAUGUACUAGCGAAGGUAGUUACCAUGGAGUUUCGCUGGGAAACCCUGAGGUAGUGAGUGGGACGCCAAAGCUGGAAGGGCAGCAACUGCGGGGAACAGUCCCUGAUCCAAAGGAAUGAAUCCAUAAUGGUGGCGUUUCAGGCAUCAGUGACAGGCUGAACCCGGACUCCCAGGGCCCACGCUUACACCUGACAAAUGAUGGCCUGAGCUAUGAGCAAACAGGACUACAUGAACACUUGGGUGCAGGAGCCCCCUCUUGACUACUCCUUCCGAAGCAUCCCUGUGAUUCAAGAUCUGAUAAGUGAGGAGCCAAGGACAGGGCUACGACCACUAAGGCACUCGAAGUCGGGGAAGUCACUAACCCAGUCCCUGUGGCUGAACAACAAUGUCCUCAAUGAGCUGAGAGACUUCAACCAUGUGAUUUCACAACUGCUGGAGUAUCCAGAGAACCUGGCCUGGAUUGACCUGUCCUUUAACGACCUGACUUCCAUUGACCCUGUCCUCACAACUUUAUUCAAUCUGAGUGUCCUCUACCUCCAUGGCAACAGCAUCCAUCGCCUGGGAGAGGUGAAUAAGCUGGCCAUCCUCCCUCGGCUCCGGAGCCUAACACUCCAUGGGAACCCCAUAGAGGAAGAGAAGGGGUAUAGUCAGCCCUGGGGCCCUUCCUCUUGUCCUAUGCUACGAUCUUCCCCAAGCAGGAGCCUCCAGCCCAGGGCCCAGGUAGGGACUAUGUCCCCUGCCAUUGCGCUGGCCUUCCUGCCACUGGUGGUGACAUUGCUGGUGCGGUACCGACACCAUUUCCGACUGCUGGUGCGUGCGGUCUUGCUGCGGAGCUUCCGAGAUUGCCUGUCAGGGCUGCGGAUUGAGGAGCGGGCCUUCAGCUAUGUGCUCACCCAUGCCCUGCCUGGGGACCCCAGUCACAUCCUCACCACCCUGGACCACUGGAGCAGCCACUGCGAGUACCUGAGCCACAUGGGGCCUGUCAAAGGUCAGAUCCUGACACGGUUGGUGGAAGAGAAGGCCCCUGCUUGUAUGCUGGAGCUGGGCACCUACUGCGGGUACUCCACACUGUUUAUUGCCCGUGCCCUGCCCCCUGGGAGUCGCCUUCUCACGGUAGAACGGGACCCACGCACGGCAGCAGUGGCUGAAAAACUCAUCCGUCUGGCUGGCUUCGAUGAGAGCACGGUGGAGCUCAUCGUGGGUAGCUCAGAGGAGGUGAUACCGCGCCUACGAACCCAAUACCAGCUGAGUCGGGCAGACUUGGUGCUCCUGACACACCGGCCCAGAUGUUACCUGCGGGACCUGCAGCUGCUAGAGGCCCAUGCCCUGCUGCCAGCUGGUGCCACUGUGUUGGCAGACCACGUGGUCUUCCCUGGUGCACCCCGCUUUCUGCAGUACGCCAAGAGCUGUGGCCGCUACCGCUGCCGCCUCCAUCAUGCUGGCCUCCCAGACUUCCCUGCCAUCAAGGACGGCAUAGCCCAGCUCACCUACUCAGGGCCUGGCUGAGGUCCAAACCCAGGGGUACUUACUGCUGCCCCACCCCACACCCACCCAAGCAAGG
Molecule: messenger RNA, 1591 nt
Organism: Hipposideros armiger (great roundleaf bat)
Lineage: Eukaryota; Metazoa; Chordata; Mammalia; Chiroptera; Hipposideridae
Product: transmembrane O-methyltransferase
Exons: 10
Coding region: 241-1536 (431 amino acids)
Biological process (GO): developmental process; catecholamine catabolic process; dopamine metabolic process
Molecular function (GO): catechol O-methyltransferase activity; protein binding
Source: RefSeq, a predicted model, not a curated record